ACCAAAGUAAUCAGAGUAACCAUGGUAACAUCACCAGCUUCACCACAAUGCUAAAGGUUGGUGCUUUUAGACGGGACGGAGGGAAGCUGGCGCUGACGGCCGUGGCGCUGCAGGAUCACAUCAGCCGGAGCGUACCGAGCCUUCAGCGCCCGUCCGUAUCGCACGCCACGCGUCCCAGACCGACACGCCCACGCAGAGAGGACGGAGAGACGGGAGAGGAACAGGAGUACGUUCUGGACCCGGGGCCUCCCCCUCUCACUCUGGCUCAGAAGCUGGGCUUAGUCGCAGCUCCCCGCAGACGGCUGACGGCGGACGAGUGGACGGAGGCGAAGUCGCGCUCCAUACAGGAAGGAGACUCCGCCCAGCCCUGCGCCAUCUGCGCCGACGACUUCCGCCUCCAGCCGCAAGUUCUGCUCUCCUGCUCUCACGUGUUUCACAAGGUGUGUGUGAGGUCGCUGGAGCGCUUCUCAGGCAGGAAGUGCUGUCCGCUCUGCAGGGCGGAGCCGUACGAGGCGCGGGUGAUACACGACGGGGCCCGACUCCACCGAGAGAAGUGUGCCGUCAGGUACCAUCACUUCGGAAUCCAGGCUCGCUGGCGAGGCCACGCGGUGAGAAAGUGGUACAGGGGCGUGACGAAACGGGUCCCACCGAAAGACCCCCGUCUGAGACGCCGAUUCUUCGAGGAGAAGUUCUCAGAGCUGAACGAGAGGUUGGUGCAGUCCUGCUCCACCGACGUGGAUUCGUUCCUGCGUCAGAUCGACCUGAGCGUCGCCUCCAGCAGGAGCGCCGUAAGUCACGUCCACGACCAGCACACGACUGUCCGGGUAUCAGGGGAAGAGGAGUGGACGCAGGUCCAGGAGAAGGCGGAGCGGCGAGGCGUCCACGACUGUCCCAUCUGCCUGACCCCGCUGAGCUCCUCCUCCAAACCGCUGCUCCUGCUGUCCUGCUCCCACCUCUUCCACCAGUCCUGCCUCCGAGCCUUCGAGAGCUUCUGCCAGGAGGGCGGCGCCACCUGCCCGCUGUGCCGCCGCCUCUACAGGGCCGUCCCUGCUCGGCUCCACAGCUACGACGACCGGCGGCCGACCAGUCAUUCACAAAACAUAAAUAAAUAAAAUAAAUAAAUAACAUCAA
Trichomycterus rosablanca is the source of this 1131-nucleotide messenger RNA. RefSeq names its product ring finger protein 32 (gene rnf32). The record is from RefSeq and is a predicted model, not a curated record. The transcript is spliced from 7 exons. Lineage: Eukaryota; Metazoa; Chordata; Actinopteri; Siluriformes; Trichomycteridae. Gene Ontology annotation, molecular function: protein binding. Bases 48 to 1112 code for a protein of 354 amino acids.